AUGCCUUUUUCUGAAAUUGACAGACUAGCGAUCAACACGAUUCGCACCUUGGCUGUCGAUGCCACUUUCAAUGCCAAUUCAGGCCACCCCGGUGCGCCCAUGGGCAUGGCACCGGCCGCACAUGUCCUGUUUAACAGGUUCAUGACCUUCAACCCCAAAAACCCCAACUGGGUAAAUCGCGACCGCUUUGUCUUGUCAAACGGUCACGGAUGCAUGCUUCAGUAUGCCCUUCUGCAUUUGUUUGGUUACGAGUUGAGCAUGGCGGAUCUCAAAAAGUUCCGGCAACUCCACAGCAAAACGCCGGGUCACCCUGAGUCUCAUGAAACCCCGGGUAUCGAAGUCACGACCGGUCCUCUGGGUCAAGGCUUUGCCAAUGCCGUGGGCCUGGCGAUUGCCCAAGCACACCUUGCCAGUGUGUUCAACAAGCCAGAAUACGAGAUGAUCAAUAACCGCACCUUUUGUUUCUUCGGCGAUGGCUGUGCCAUGGAGGGAAUUGCCAGCGAAGCGGCGUCGCUGGCGGGCCAUUUGAAAUUGGGCAACUUGGUGUGCAUAUAUGAUGACAACAAGAUCUCUAUCGAUGGAGAUAUUAAAUGCACGUUCACUGAAGAUGUCCAAAAGCGGUUCGAAGCUUAUGGCUGGCACGUCGAAGUUGUAGCGGAUGGCGAUGGUGAUUUGGAUGCUAUUGAGAAGGCGAUUCAAACCUGCCUUGACGUCACCGAUAAACCAUCGAUGAUCAAGCUAGCGACUACGAUCGGCUUUGGCUCGAAGCUUCAAGGAACAAGUGGUGUUCAUGGCAAUCCUCUCAAGAAAGAUGACGUGGAAAACGUCAAGAAACAAUUUGGCUUCGAUCCUGCUCAGUCUUUUGUGGUGCCCCAAACGGUGUAUGACCUCUAUAGCCAGCAUGCAAAUGAAGGCUCGGCAAAGGAGAGGGACUGGAACGAACAACUUGAAAGAUAUGCCCAGAAGUACCCGGUGGAGCACGCUGAGUUGAUCCGUCGAGUCGAGGGCAAACUUCCGGAUAACUUGGAAAACGAGCUACCAGUCUAUACUUCUUCAAACGCGGCUGUUGCCUCACGGAAGCUGUCCGAAACUGUUCUGGAGGCGAUUAACAAAAGCCUGCCGGAGUUGCUGUCUGGGUCCGCAGACCUCACCAGUUCUAACAAUACUCGCUGGAAGGAUGCUGUCGACUUCCAGCCUCCAGCAAGUAAAAUUGGUACCUGGUCUGGCCGUUAUCUCCGGUACGGAGUUCGUGAACACGCAAUGGCAGCAAUUAUGAAUGGUCUCGCAGCUUAUGGUAUGAUAAUCCCCUUGAGCGGAGGGUUCCUUAACUUUGCCUCUUACGCGGCUGGGGCUAUCCGUCUUGCUGCGUUGAGCAAACUUCGUGUCAUUCACAUUGCCACGCACGAUUCUAUCGCCCUUGGCCAAGAUGGCCCCACGCACCAGCCGAUCGAAGUGCUCGCUCAUUUCCGUGCACUUCCGAACUGCAUGGUUUGGAGACCAGCUGAUGGGAAUGAGACUAGUGCUGCGUAUCUUGCCGCGCUACAAGCAAGGGAAACCCCAAGCAUUCUCGCUCUCACGCGCCAGAAUCUGCCUCAACUUCCGAGCUCUUCGAUCCAGAAAGCUCUCAAGGGCGGAUAUGUUGUUUUGGAUACAACUGAUGCCGCUAUUACCCUGGUUUCCACAGGCUCUGAGGUUGAAGUCUGCUUGAAAGCCGCUGUAAAUUUACAAAAGCAAAAUGUUUCUGCUCGGGUUGUCUCUAUGCCUUGCUUCGAAGUCUUUGAUCAGCAAAAGGAGUCAUACCGCCUGCAAGUGCUCCCUGACGAUAUUCCCGUCUUGUCGGUCGAGGCCGCCUCAACUAUGGGCUGGGAUCGUUAUUCUCAUCAACAAUUUGGCAUCAACCGGUUUGGAGCUUCUGGACCUCCAGACGAGCUUUUUAAGAUGUUUGAAUUGACACCCGAUGGAAUAGUCAAGCGUGCGCAAGCAACCAUCUCUUUCUACAAUGGAGUCACUUCUGGGAGGAGGCUUACUGUCUUGUCCCCUAUCCGCCGUGCUUUUCCGCAGAUUGUGUGA
Penicillium canariense is the source of this 2070-nucleotide messenger RNA. RefSeq names its product transketolase family protein. The record is from RefSeq and is a predicted model, not a curated record. The coding region runs from base 1 to 2070 and encodes 689 amino acids. Lineage: Eukaryota; Fungi; Ascomycota; Eurotiomycetes; Eurotiales; Aspergillaceae. The transcript is spliced from 4 exons. Gene Ontology annotation, biological process: pentose-phosphate shunt. Gene Ontology annotation, cellular component: cytosol. Gene Ontology annotation, molecular function: transketolase activity.